GGGAAGGCAGACCAUCCCCCACAUUCCCCUCUCCACCCAGUUCCUCCCCUCCUCCCCAGCCCUCGAUAUUCACACCUCCAAAGCUUGGUCACACCAUGCCUAAUUCAGAAUCGCUUGCCGCCGACGGCGACCAAGCAACGCCGAUUACAAUCCCGUCGGAGUCCGAAGACCAGGUAGUUACGCCAGACCCGCUUCUGGGAUCCGGAUCAUUCAUAGAUCCGAACAACGGAGGAGACCAGAAUCAGAAGCAGAAUGCCUCCAAGGAAACAGAGAACGCAUCAGCAAACCCUGACUCCAUUCAUCUGAAAUAUACCCGGCCUUCAUGGCUGCCGGAAAAUUUUGAAAUGAUACUGCGAAAACGUACUUCUGGUGCCACCGAGGGCACCGUUGACAGGUACUAUAUCGCACCAUCGGGUCAACGUUUGCGCUCCAAAAACGAAGUCCUCACCUUUCUUGAAACCGGAGCCAAGCGAAAGAAGACAACUCCAAGUACUCCAAAUUCCGAUGACGCGGCAUCUGAGGGUUCGGCGCCACGUAGUAAAAAGAAGACAAGCGCAAGGAAAAAAGUUCAUGCUGCUUUCAGUUUUGAUUUCCGGAAUCCUCCGGAAAAAGUUAGUUGGUGUUUGACAUAUGCCACGGAGGAUGUUUGGUCUCCUAGGAUUGGUGAUUGGGAACUACCGCUUGCCACUAAGCAAGAAUGGGCCUCUGUAUUCAAUCAUGUAUGCCAAAGCUAAGCUGUUUGUUGGUAGUAUUGUAGUAAUAGACUUAGUGAAACGGGUAAUGGUUUGUAAUUUUUUGGUUUUUUUUUUUUUUUUUU
Lactuca saligna is the source of this 817-nucleotide messenger RNA. The record is from the annotation of a GenBank genome assembly. Lineage: Eukaryota; Viridiplantae; Streptophyta; Magnoliopsida; Asterales; Asteraceae.